Molecule: messenger RNA, 1269 nt
Organism: Chaetura pelagica (chimney swift)
Lineage: Eukaryota; Metazoa; Chordata; Aves; Apodiformes; Apodidae
Gene: FBXL20
Product: F-box and leucine-rich repeat protein 20
Exons: 14
Coding region: 1-1269 (422 amino acids)
Biological process (GO): SCF-dependent proteasomal ubiquitin-dependent protein catabolic process
Cellular component (GO): SCF ubiquitin ligase complex
Molecular function (GO): protein binding
Source: RefSeq, a predicted model, not a curated record
AUGUUCUCAAACAACGAUGAAGCUGUGAUCAACAAAAAACUUCCCAAAGAGCUGCUGCUCCGAAUUUUCUCGUUCCUGGAUGUGGUUACUCUGUGUCGUUGUGCUCAAGUUUCCAGGGCUUGGAAUGUUCUGGCCCUGGAUGGCAGUAACUGGCAGCGAAUUGACCUGUUUGAUUUCCAGAGGGAUAUUGAGGGCCGGGUAGUUGAGAACAUUUCCAAGAGAUGUGGGGGUUUCCUGCGGAAGUUAAGCCUGCGGGGCUGCCUGGGAGUGGGAGACAAUGCAUUAAGGACAUUUGCACAGAACUGCAGAAACAUUGAAGUGUUGAACCUAAAUGGCUGCACCAAGAUCACAGAUACCACAUGUACCAGCCUCAGCAAGUCCUGCUCUAAACUCAGGCAUCUUGAUUUGGCCUCCUGCACUUCCAUAACCAACCUGUCCCUGAAAGCACUCAGUGAGGGAUGCCCACUGCUGGAGCAGCUGAACAUCUCCUGGUGUGACCAAGUGACCAAGGAUGGCAUCCAGGCCCUGGUGCGAGGCUGUGGGGGACUCAAGGCCCUGUUCCUGAAGGGCUGCACACAGCUUGAGGAUGAAGCUCUGAAAUACAUUGGUGCACAUUGUCCUGAACUGGUGACUUUAAACCUUCAAACGUGCUUACAAAUAACAGAUGAUGGUCUCAUUACAAUAUGCAGAGGAUGCCACAAGUUACAAUCCUUGUGUGCUUCAGGCUGCUCUAACAUUACAGAUGCCAUCCUGAACGCCCUGGGACAGAACUGCCCCAGGCUCAGAAUAUUAGAAGUUGCAAGGUGUUCUCAACUAACAGACGUGGGCUUCACCACCCUAGCUAGGAACUGCCAUGAGCUUGAAAAAAUGGACCUGGAGGAGUGUGUCCAGAUAACAGACAGUACACUAAUCCAGCUUUCCAUCCACUGUCCACGGCUCCAGGUUCUGAGCUUGUCCCACUGCGAGCUGAUCACGGAUGACGGGAUCCGCCACCUGGGGAACGGCGCCUGCGCCCACGACCGCCUGGAGGUGAUUGAGCUGGACAACUGCCCCCUGAUCACUGAUGCCUCCCUGGAGCACCUGAAGAGCUGCCACAGCCUGGAGAGGAUAGAACUGUACGACUGUCAGCAGAUCACACGGGCAGGGAUCAAGAGACUCAGGACCCACCUACCCAACAUUAAAGUCCACGCCUACUUCGCGCCGGUGACUCCUCCGCCCUCGGUGGGGGGCAGCAGGCAACGCUUCUGCAGAUGCUGCAUCAUCCUAUGA